UCAACUACUAAUCAAUCAUUGUAAACAUCCGUCGAUCGACUUCUUCCGAGCCUCGGAGUCGGAGCUGCGUCUGGUUGUAUCCUUACGAUGGAAGACGCAAAAUUUUCAUUGCAGGUUUUGACACUGAAUUGCUGGGGUGUGCCAGUGCCUUUCGCAUGCAAGUACAGAAAAGAGAGAUUUCAGGCUAUUGCAGAGGAGAUUGGAAAGGGGAGAUAUGAUAUAGUUAUACUGCAGGAGGUGUGGACUGAAAGUGAUUUUAAACUUCUUCAACAGCAUAUAUUGAAGGUGAUGCCAUAUUCUCAUUAUUUUCAAAGUGGGACCAUUGGUAGUGGUGUCUGUGUCUUCUCCAAGCUCAUCAUUGAGGAUUCAUUUUACCAUUUGUUCCCAUUAAAUGGCUACUUUCACAAGGUCCAGCAUGGGGACUGGUUUGGUGGAAAGGGAUUAGGGCUCUGUAGAGUGACCUUUCAAGGCUUAAGUUUCAACAUUUAUUGCACACAUUUACAUGCUGAGUACGACAUGGCCUCAGAUGAAUACAUUGCUCAUCGUGUGGCUCAGGCUUUUGACAUGAGUCAGUUCAUCAAGUACACCUCAGAAUCAUGUGAUGUAGUCAUUGUCGGGGGUGACUUUAACCUCCGACCUUCUGACCUGGGAUACAAAUUGAUUAUGACAAAUGGCAAUUUGCAUGACUGCUGGCUUGCAAAGAAUGAAGAGAAUGAAUCAGGUCACACUAAUGAGAGAAAAGAUAACAGCUUCAGUACACACAAUGUUCAGAGGUUGGAACCAGUUGGAAGGCGAUUAGAUUACCUCCUGUAUAAGGUCAACCAAGGAGUGGAGGUAGAGGUGUCCAGCUGUAAACUUGACUUUGGGAAAAUUCCAGACAAGCCCUACAACUACUCUGACCAUGAAGGAGUCACAGCUCUCCUACAAAUCCAGAGGAAAAAAGAUUCUGGACAAUCUCCGGAUACAAGAGAUGAGAACAAACUGUACGAUCUUCUCUUGGAGUCUACGACCAUUGUACAGAAUGGCUUGAAGAAAGCCAAAUCUGACAACCUUUUCUACACUGUCCUGUGUGUGGUGUGUACUAUCGCUCUGUAUGGCUUCUGGUGUACGGAGAUGGAGAGAGAGAGCAGUCAUCUAGUCGUCAUCGCCAGGGCCGUUACUUUUGUGACCUUGACCUUACUGGUGGCUUUCUUCCUGUUUUACAAGCUGAUCAUUAAUAAGAUAGAAUAUAAAGGUCUAACUGGAGCAGAGAAGGAUAUAAAUAAUCUAUGUUCUAGUGUUAAGAGAAGGAUCAAACAAAACUAAGCUAACUUUUUACUGGACAUUCCAGAAUAUACAUGCUCAAAGCAUGGAAGAGCAUAAUUAUAAUUGUACAUUUUUCUUUGUCUACAGAGUUUAUUUUGUAACAGGAGUCACAGUUACUUAUUGAUUUAUUUUACUGAAUAUUUAAAAAGCUUCAACAUUCCUGUGAUAAAUUAUUUGAUUUUUGUAUAUUUCAUAUCAGGACACUGAAAUCCUAUGACAUAUUUUUCACUGUUAUAUGUUACCUGACCAAUUUUUGCAUAUACAAUAUAAGUGUUAUUGCUAUGGAUGCACAGCAAAAUAAAUGAAGUUUUAUUUCAA
Saccostrea cuccullata (small rock oyster) is the source of this 1623-nucleotide messenger RNA. RefSeq names its product putative neutral sphingomyelinase. Gene Ontology annotation, molecular function: sphingomyelin phosphodiesterase activity. The transcript has 8 exons. Bases 88 to 1305 code for a protein of 405 amino acids. The record is from RefSeq and is a predicted model, not a curated record. Lineage: Eukaryota; Metazoa; Mollusca; Bivalvia; Ostreida; Ostreidae.